AUGGAUGGAGACACUGUAGGGGCGGAUGGAGACACUGCAUGGACGGAUGGAGACACUUCAGGGACGGAUGGAGACACUGAUGGGACGGACGGAGACACUGAUGGGACGGAAGGAGACACUGGGGAGACGGAUGGAGACAGUGGAGAAACGGGUGUAGAAACUGACGGGACGGGCGGAGACACUGUUGGGAAGGAUGGAGACACUGUGGGGGAGGAUGGAGACACUGACGGGACGGGCGGAGGCACUGAUGGGACGGACGGAGACACUGAUGGGACGGUUGGAGACACUGGAGAGACGGAUGGAGACGGUGGAGAAACGGGUCUAGAAACUGACGGGACGGGCGGAGACACUGGUGGGAAGGAUGGAGACACUGUGGGGGAGGAUGGAGACACUGACGGGACGGGCGGAGGCACUGAUGGGACCGAUGGAGACACUGACGGGACGGUUGGAGACACUGACGGGACCGAUGGAGACACUGACGGGGCGGUUGGAGACACUGACGGGACCGAUGGAGACACUGACGGGACAGUUGGAGACACUGACGGGACCGAUGGAGACACUGACGGGACGGACAGAGACACUGAAGAGACGGAUGGAGACACUGACGGGACGGUUGGAGACACUGACGGGACCGAUGGAGACACUGAUGGGACGGUUGGAGACACUGACGGUACCAAUGGAGACACUGAUGGGACGGUUGGAGGCACUGACGGGACCGAUGGAGACACCGUCGCGACCGUUGAAGACACUUUAGCGACGGAUGAAGAAAUCGAAACUUUAGAGGAUGAAGGCACAGAUGGAAACAUUGUAUGGACAGAUGCAGACGCCGAAGACGCUGAUGUGUUCUUGACUGAAACAACAGAAAAAAGGGGACAAGACUUUGAUGAGUUUGAAGACCUCGCUAAGACUUUAAACAAUGAAACGGUUCGUUUUGCUUAA
Messenger RNA from Branchiostoma floridae (Florida lancelet), 939 nucleotides. RefSeq lists its product as uncharacterized. Lineage: Eukaryota; Metazoa; Chordata; Leptocardii; Amphioxiformes; Branchiostomatidae. The record is from RefSeq and is a predicted model, not a curated record. The transcript has a single exon. Bases 1 to 939 code for a protein of 312 amino acids.